AUGCCCAUGCACGACCGCGAGAUGCACCUUAACCACGGACCCGGCCACCACCACCACCGCGACGAUGUCGAAAGCAACGGGAGCGACGAAGAAGACGGGACGGAAAUGUGCAUGGUCCCUCGCGCUCACCCUCCUCCCCACGGCCACCCUCGUGGUGACGGAGGAAGAGACGGGCAUAGCGGACACCACGACAAGAGCCAUCUGGACAGCGACGGAGACGACUUCAUGGCUACUCACUGGCCGGCCGGGCCGCCCCCCGGAUCACCCCCCCGCGGGCGGUUCCACGAAGACAACCCCGACGGCAACGACAACGCUCAGGAGCACCACCAGCCACCGCCGCCACCGCCGGUGAUGCCGAUGCAGCCCUGUUGAAAACGUGUUGAGAUUAAUCCACAGGUUGCUGAUUCGUCGGUUUGUUGCCCUGAGGUAGAAGGUUGCGACAGGGCAGCCGCUUAGCGAAUUGUGACGAUGUAGAGCGAUCGAGAGCACUCUUCGAGCCUUGCGAGGCAUGCUUGAUGGGUUGUAGUUUUUGCAAUUGGGCAGAGGCCUCCCACGGGAAAACUGAUACGAGGGAUCAAGGACGUACCACAAGACCGGACCCAGUUUGACGGGACGUCGUGCGUUCUUUGACAAGGCUUCUGCGCUUCUGCAGCUUUCUUUUGGUUUUGUUUGUAUGACUGUCUAUGUUCGUUUGGAUUUGGCAAGUGUGAAGGUAGCUGGUUGCCGCCUGGGCGGUUUCGUGUGAGAGGCGUCCUGCAUGAUAGCGUCUUGUUGCAAGCAGGCAACGGGACAUGUGAAGCUUGAAGGGUCUGUGGGCUUGAUCCAUGUGGUGCUGGUUCAGGCAGCAGGGUUUCCGAGUGCUUGUUCUGAGAGUUGGUGGAACGUAUCUAUCGA
Messenger RNA from Ectocarpus siliculosus, 894 nucleotides. The record is from the annotation of a GenBank genome assembly. Lineage: Eukaryota; Phaeophyceae; Ectocarpales; Ectocarpaceae.